This is a messenger RNA of Oryctolagus cuniculus (rabbit), 9136 nucleotides long. Lineage: Eukaryota; Metazoa; Chordata; Mammalia; Lagomorpha; Leporidae. The record is from RefSeq and is a predicted model, not a curated record.
GCGGGCGGCCGAGUGGCCGGCGGCCCAGUCCUCUGAGGCGCCCCUCCCCGGCCUCAGGGCUCCUGGAGCCGCCGCGGCGACGGUCGGGCCUCGGCGCCGGCCCGUUAGUUGCCCCGGCCCGCCGAGCUUCCCCGGCCCGCGAGGUGCUGAGCCCACUGACGUCAGCCCGGGCUUCCCCACCCUGGGUCUCCACUUGUCGCCGAGCCUUCCCGGGAGUGCUCGAUCCUGAGUGGUGGUGGCAGCUUGGCCGCCGCCUCUGGGACUCCCGGAGAAGAGGGGUCUUGGGGUGAAGACAGUGCGGGACUCAGUCUCCGUUUCUGCCCUGCCUCCCCGUUAACAGACGGGGAAACUGAGGCACGGGCCUCCGGCUGGCCCCGGCCGGCCCCCGCUGACCCCGAGAGCCCCGGGUUGCGGCGUCGCCCGUCCGUGUAGAGGGGCGUUUGGAUCGGUCGGUUUCGAGGUGUUUGCGGCGCCCGUCCAGGAAGAGCAGCCGGGGUUCUGACCUCGUUAAUGGCGUGUUCUGCUUCUUCUUUCCGUUUCCCGUUUCCAGGUUGAGGAUGGUUUUGCACAACAACCUGGAGUUCUGUAGUUGAAAGGUGCGCCCUGUUGCGACAGGCGUUUUGAUUGCUGUCUUCUUACAGAAUGGACACCAAAUUGCUCAAAACAUGCUUUGGGACUGCCUGUGAAUUCAUCUUCUGUGGUUUUACAACAAACUUACAAGUAGUUCCAUUUUUUUUUGAGUUAAUGUUUUGAAGUGAACGUCACAAUGAGUUCAGGCUUAUGGAGCCAAGAAAAAGUCACUUCACCCUACUGGGAAGAACGGAUUUUUUAUUUGCUUCUUCAAGAAUGCAGUGUUACAGACAAGCAAACGCAGAAGCUCCUGAAGGUACCGAAGGGGAGUAUAGGACAGUACAUCCAAGACCGGUCCGUGGGACACGCGAGGAUGCCUUCGGCCAAAGGCAAGAAAAAUCAGAUUGGAUUAAAAAUUCUAGAGCAACCUCAUGCCGUUCUCUUUGUGGACGAGAAGGAUGUUGUAGAAAUAAAUGAGAAAUUCACAGAGUUACUCCUGGCGAUCACCAACUGCGAGGAGAGGUUCAGCCUGUUUAAAAACAGGAGCAGACUAAGUAAAGGCCUCCAGAUCACUGUGGGCUGCCCCGUGAAGGUGCAGCUGCGGUCUGGGGAGGAGAAGUUCCCUGGGGUGGUGCGCUUCAGGGGCCCCUUGCUGGCAGAGCGGACGGUGUCCGGCAUCUUCUUUGGAGUCGAAUUGCUGGAAGAAGGUCGUGGCCAAGGUUUCACUGAUGGUUUAUAUCAAGGGAAACAGCUAUUUCAGUGCGAUGAAGAUUGUGGGGUGUUCGUUGCCUUGGACAAGCUAGAAAUCAUAGAAGAUGAUGACAAUGGACUGGAAAGUGAUUAUGCAGGUCCAGUGGACAACAUGCAGGUUGAACUUCCCCCUUUGGAAAUAAACUCCAGAGUUUCUUUGAAGGUUGGAGAAACUAUAGAAUCUGGAACGGUUAUAUUCUGUGAUGUCUUGCCAGGAAAAGAAAGCUUAGGAUAUUUUGUUGGUGUGGACAUGGAUAACCCUAUUGGCAACUGGGAUGGAAGAUUUGAUGGAGUCCAGCUUUGUAGUUUUGCGAGUGUGGAAAGUACAAUUCUCUUGCACAUCAAUGAUAUCAUCCCAGAUAGCGUGACACAGGAAAGGAGGCCUCCCAAACUUGCCUUUAUGUCCAGAGGUGUUGGGGACAAGGGUUCAUCCAGUCAUAGCAAACCAAAGGCUACAGGAUCUACCUCAGACCCUGGAAAUAGAAACAGAUCUGAAUUAUUUUAUACCUUAAAUGGGUCUUCUGUUGACUCACAACCACAAUCCAAAUCAAAAAAUACAUGGUACAUUGAUGAAGUUGCAGAAGACCCUGCGAAGUCGCUCACAGAGCUCUCUCCAGACUAUGGCCAUUCUUCACCGCCCCUGCAGCCUCCCUCCGUGAACUCCUUAUCCAGCGAGAACAGAUUUCACUCCUUACCGUUCAGUCUGACCAAGAUGCCCAACACCAAUGGAAGCAUUGGUCACAGUCCACUUUCUCUGUCCGUUCAGUCUGUGAUGGGAGAGCUAAACAAUGCCCCUGUCCAGGAGAGCCCACCCCUGCCUAUGUCUUCCAGCAACUCGCAUGGUCUAGAAGUGGGCUCACUGGCUGAAGUGAAAGAGAAUCCACCCUUCUAUGGGGUAAUCCGCUGGAUUGGUCAGCCUCCAGGACUCAAUGAAGUACUAGCUGGACUGGAACUGGAGGACGAAUGUGCAGGUUGCACAGAUGGAACCUUUAGGGGCACGCGGUACUUCACCUGUGCCCUGAAGAAGGCGCUGUUUGUUAAACUGAAGAGCUGCAGGCCUGACUCCAGGUUUGCAUCGCUGCAGCCCGUCUCCAAUCAGAUUGAACGCUGUAACUCUUUAGCAUUUGGAGGCUACUUAAGUGAGGUAGUAGAAGAAAAUACUCCACCAAAAAUGGAGAAAGAAGGUUUAGAGAUAAUGAUUGGAAAGAAGAAAGGUAUCCAGGGCCAUUACAAUUCUUGUUACUUAGACUCCACCCUAUUCUGCUUGUUUGCUUUUAGUUCUGUUCUGGACACUGUGUUACUGAGACCCAAAGAAAAGAAUGAUGUCGAAUAUUAUAGUGAAACGCAAGAGCUACUGAGGACAGAAAUUGUUAAUCCUCUGCGAAUAUAUGGAUAUGUGUGUGCCACAAAAAUUAUGAAACUGAGGAAAAUACUUGAAAAAGUUGAGGCUGCAUCAGGAUUUACCUCUGAAGAAAAAGAUCCUGAAGAAUUCUUAAAUAUCCUAUUUCAUCAUAUUUUAAGGGUAGAACCACUGUUAAAAAUAAGAUCGGCAGGUCAAAAAGUACAAGAUUGCUACUUCUAUCAAAUUUUUAUGGAAAAAAAUGAGAAGGUUGGAGUCCCUACAAUUCAGCAGCUGUUAGAAUGGUCUUUCAUCAACAGUAACCUGAAGUUUGCAGAGGCACCAUCAUGUCUGAUUAUUCAGAUGCCUCGGUUUGGAAAAGACUUUAAACUAUUUAAAAAAAUUUUUCCUUCUCUGGAAUUAAAUAUAACGGAUUUACUUGAAGACACUCCCAGGCAGUGCCGAAUCUGUGGGGGACUUGCAAUGUAUGAGUGUAGAGAAUGCUAUGACGACCCGGACAUCUCGGCUGGGAAAAUCAAGCAGUUUUGUAAAACCUGCAACACCCAGGUCCACCUUCAUCCCAAGAGGCUGAACCAUAAAUACAACCCAGUGUCGCUCCCCAAAGAUUUACCGGACUGGGACUGGAGGCACGGCUGCAUCCCCUGCCAGAAGAUGGAGUUGUUUGCUGUCCUCUGCAUAGAAACCAGCCAUUACGUUGCUUUUGUGAAGUACGGCAAGGAUGACUCGGCCUGGCUCUUCUUCGACAGCAUGGCUGAUCGCGAUGGGGGUCAGAAUGGCUUCAACAUUCCUCAGGUCACCCCCUGCCCGGAAGUCGGAGAAUACUUGAAGAUGUCUCUGGAGGACCUGCAUUCCUUGGACUCGAGAAGAAUCCAGGGCUGUGCGCGAAGGCUUCUGUGUGACGCCUACAUGUGCAUGUACCAGAGUCCCACCAUGAGCCUGUACAAGUGACUGCCCAGGGGAAGACCCCGAGCACACGCUGCACGCCGCAUCUGCCCGGAGCUGGCCCUUGUGCUGAGCGUCCAUUGCCGGCAAUGGAUGUCCGCGUGGUGGUGACCCCUCCGAACGGGAUUCCUGCGUUCCAAAACACAUUGCUUUUGUGUUACUGAAGUAUUUAAUAAGAAGCAUUUUGCACUCUAGAAAGUAUGUUUGUGUUGGUUUUUUAAGAAGUCUAAAUGAAGUUAUUAAUACCUGAAGCUUUAAGUUAAGUGCAUUGAUCAUAUGAUAUUUUUGGAAGCAUACAAUUUUAAUUGUGACAGUUUCCAACCUCUUUAGUCCAUUGAGAAUGUAAAUAAAUGUGUCUUCUUUAUGGACCAACAAUAUGAAAUCAUUUUUCCUUUGCAGCUAACGGUUGCCUGGAGGGAGAAAUAAUUUGAUUUUAUUCAGAGUCUAACUUUCAGUCAAAUUAUUCACGAUGUGCUGAGUUUGAUUUGUUAAUUCUUUCCUAGAUAGUGCUGGCCCCUGCAUGUCUGCAGCCUGCUGACUUUCUGUGUUUCUGCAAUUGUGGUCAGGAAAUACUUAGAUUCCCCUCCUGGUGUGCUGUGUUCUCUUUGUCCUGGUUUUGAGAUAAGUGAGUGCUUCUGUCCUAACAUGUCCCUUUCUGAUGUAACUUUCCUGGAGGAUGGGGGUGCGUGGCAGGUGGAGUUCUUGGGUCCGUGCGUGUGUGCGGUGACUGGCUGCUCUCAGCGUUUCUGAUUUCAAGGCUCCAUGUCAGGCAGUUGGGCUCAGCACCCCUUAUGAAAAGACUGGAGCAAUAAGCAAAUAUUAUGUUCCUAAACAAAUAGUCCAUAACAAUUAAUUCGGUGUAUAGAGUGACGUAUUAAGAUUUUCCUGAAAGAUGUGCUGGAUUUUUGAAACCUGUGCAGAACUGAAGUUGGGUCAGCUGGCCACUACCUUUACUAGAAUCAGUUUGGAUUCAUCUGAGAUCAUGACCCUUAAGAAUCGGAUAUUUUAUUGAAAUGCUGGUAGCAGCUUCAUCCUCCUUCAUAUUAAUCGAGUAGAAAAUGAUCGCUUCCCUCGUGUGUGCGUAGGGCGUGGAGCAGAACCGUAGACUAUCAGUGUCAGUGCUGUGCGAUGUUGAUUCUCUGGGUGUUGUUUUGUGCUGUUGUCGUCUUUCUGGACUGAAUUCCUGAACUUGCAGAAAGACAGAUAAAGUGUCAUGUGCACCUGGCAUACGACUUCCUGAAAUCGGGAAUGUCAACAAAGGCGGAAAGAAUCUUCACGAACCCUGCAAUUAGUGUUUUAGAGGUACUUUUACUCUUUGGUUUUAUCAGUCCAUUUUACUAAUAUUUAUUAGCUUAUGAAUCAUAAUGAGGUUCCAGAACUCACCUUGUGAUUUUUCCAGUUUUACAGUGUAAAAGUGCAUACAGUUCACAAGGGUUUGUGCUGUGACGUGCUUCGGUUGGGGUGGUGAGGGGAUAAUGGGACGGGGGUUGAGGCUGAGGAACCGUCUGGAAGUCCGCAUGUAAUAUAUAUUGAAUAAAGCACAGGCUGAGUGAGUCCUCAAUGUGAUUUUAAGAGAUUGGAGGAAUGAGUAGGAGUCUAAGUACAGGUUUAACAUUAGAGGGAGGAAGAGACAGCUCUCCUUCUUUCCAGAAAUGGCAACAGGACAGCCUGAGGCCGCCCUGCCCUUCCCGGAGACUUGAACCGACUGUGCGGGUGUGUGCGUGGUUUCCGAGGUCCGUCACAACUUCUGAUGCCAUUGCAGGUGGGGCUUUCUGCCCUGACUUUACUGGGGGCAGAGAGCACUCAGUGGAGGGUGCCAAGGGCCAGCUCUGGGACUUCCUUCCCUUGCUCCUGAGUGCCACAGGCCAGCCAGGAACCUCCUCACCCCAGCUGGCCCUCCCAGACCCCUCUGGGUGGCCCCCACUGUUCCUGCAGAGCCUCGUUUGUCAGGUGGGGCGUUGUCAGGCCCAGGCUGCGUGGCACAGGUGGACACUGUCCCUGCCAGUUGAUUUCUUUUUCGGCCUUAAAUUUUCUUUAGUAUUUUCCUGUUGGGUUUUUAAAUGUUUUGGUUAUUUUUUUCUCCUUAUAUCUAGAAUCAAGAUGACAGUAUAGUAGAAUUAUCUUAUUUAUAUCUUGGUUCAUGAUUCAUAGCUACAAAUGGAUAAUAUCACAAGACAUGUUUCCCCUGCUCCAUACACGUGUGUAUGUGUUUAUAUAUAUAUAGAUAUAUGGGGAGAGAGAGAGAGAGAGAGAGAGAGAGAGAGGAAAAACCACGUUGUACUGUAGAGACUAGAUAUGUCCAGUUCCUCACUAUCAGCUUUAUAAAGGAGUUUGACCCACCCAUAAAAGAAUGUUUUAUAAGACUGGGAAAACAUGUUGAAAACCAAGACAAACAGUAAUCGGUAUAGUUUGUUACAGUUGUUAAGGUUUUCUUCUGAGAAUAGUUGAGGAUUUUUAUAGUUUCUAUUUGCCAAAUGUUAUAGGUAAAAGGCCAGGUUCUUCCUGUUCCUCCUUUUUUUUUUUUCCAUGUAAUUUGAGAACAAGGAGGGAGAGUUUAAUAACUGAUAUAACGCCACCCCAAUACCUGGUUUAUUGUCAUAAACUCAGGCACUUCCCGACCCUUUGUGGGAGCUCAGUGUCCAGAUAGAUAAUUUUGCAUCUACGUGGAUGAUCAUGGGUGGAGAUGUGAGGGGAGAAUACAGUAUCCGUCCUCAGCUGAGUGGCGCCAGCCAACGAUGUCCACUGUGUGUGUGCUGGGUGCCUAGGAGUGUGUCGGGGGGACAGGAGACACGGCCUCUGCCCUCACUCAACAGCAGGACACUGACCCCUUGCUUUACUGGAGUGUGGCGGCAGCAGGUCUGGAGGAAGCUGUGGGAGGCCGUGGAGCUGACAGAACAGUGGGGGCUGGGGAGCCCGAGACCUGGGUCUGGCCCUGUGUCUGUCUCCUGUUCUGCAGCCUUAGGCAGCAUCUUGACUUCCUGGGCUUUCCUUUCCUCCUCUGUGUAACAAGGGAGUUGGACUAUUGAACUGAAUAGAGGGAAGAAUGCGAAUUCCUGGGCCUCCAUCCUUGGCUGGUGAAUCUAACUGUUCCUGCAGGCACCUGGGGACUGUUAGUGCAAAGCUCACUUAAUGUGAAAGGCAGAGAGAGAGAGAAUGAAUCUUCUAUCUGCUGGUUUACUCCCCAAAUGGCCACAGUGGCCAGAGCUGUGCCUAUCUGAAACCAGGAGCCAGGAGCUUCUUCCAGGUCUCCCACACGGGUGCAGGGGCUCAAGCACUUGGGCCAUCUUCUUCUGCUUUCCCAGGCCAUAGCAGAGAGCUGGUUUGGAAGUGGAACAGCCAGGACUUGAACCAGCACCCAUAUGGGAUGCCAGCGCUGCAGGUGGCGGCUUAUCCGCACAACUCUGGCCCCAUGUUAUUGUGUUAAUCAUUCCACAUAACUGGGCGAUUGGCUGGUUCUCACAUUGUUUAUCUGUGUGCACGUGUGGAUUUAUGUGGGAGAUGCAUCUUAGUAAAUAGACCUGAGCCUGCUGCUCCGUAGCAGUGUCUGGAGCACAGGUACAUCCUAAGAGGAUAUUUAUUUGAACACUUUUCUUCCAAUUUGAUUUCAUUAGGGGAAAUUGAGGCUGUAGGAGCCAAAUAAAUAGAAAAAAUUCUCAUGCAAAGUUAAAGGGAAAAUAUCCCAUAAUUGUCAUUUGCUACUUUACGAUGAAAAUUUAAAAAUGAUAUGGGAGAAUUUUCCUCUGGGGUGGCAGGCUUCUCAUCAUAAAGGGUAUCCUUGGGAAAGUCACCAGUCCAGUGGUGUGCUAUGAAAAAGAAGGGCUUGUUCUCUUGGGGUUGGUGACAUGAACAAUGCAUCCACAACUCUCUCAUUUAUUUAUUUUUUUUUAAGAUUUAUUUAUUCCUUUGAAAGAGUCACAGAGAGGCAGAGAGAGACGAAGAGGUCUUCCAUCUGCUCGCUCAUUCCCCCAAUGGCUGGAGCCAGGAGCUUCCUCUGGGUCUCCCGUGUGGGUGUAGGGGCCCAAGGACUUGGGCUAUCUUUCAUUGUCUUCCCAGGCCAUAGCAGAGAGCUGGAUGGGAAGUGGAGCAGCUGAGACUUGAACUGGCGCCCAUAUGGGAUGCCAGCACUGCAGGUGGAGGCUUUACUUGCUAUGCCACAGCGCCAGCCCCCAUAACUCUCUUAUGAUGAUUAUUUUUGUUAUGUAUUUGAAAGGCAGUGUGACAGAGGUAUAAGGGGUGGGGGUUUGGGAUAUAGGGAGAGAGACAGGGAGAGGUAUCUUUCCUCUUCUGAUUCACUCUCUAAAAGCCUGCAACAGCCACGGCUGGGCCAGGCCAAAGCCACAAGCCAGGCACUCCACUUGGGUCUUCCACAUGGUUGGCAGGAACCCAAGGACUUGGGCCGUUAUCUGAUGCCUCCCAGGAGCGUUCUCGGGGAGCUGGAUUGGAAGUGGAGGUGGGACUUGAUCCCAGGCACUUCCAUACAACAUGGGUGUCCCAAACAGUGGCUUGACCUGUUGCAUCACAGUGCCCCCACACCAAGUUCUCCCUCGAUGCAAAGAAUACUUGAGUUCUCCAAAGCAAGUAGUGCGUGGAAGAGAAGAGGGGACGUUAAAAUGGAAACUAGUGUGCAAGAGAGGCUGGGGGAACAAAGGUGUGAGCCGAGCCCACUCGUGCGGGUGUGCGUGGGGCCAUGUGGACCAGGGUGCUCUUUCAGGCCCUUAUACCGUGGUCCUGCGGGAGUGCGCGCUGGCCUUGUCUGUUCUCCUUUGAGACAGCUUUCUGGAGGAAGACUUCUCAGCUUACUCUAGACCCUGGAGCAGCUGAACGGUUUCUCUGGUGUCAGAAGGCAGUGGGACCGGUAUCAACAGAUGUGGCCGAGGACAGUGAGAAAGCGUCCUCUUUGAGUCCUAGUCAACAGCACUGUUGGUAGCCAGGCCGCUCCAGAACCCCGUGGCCCUUCCCAGCCCUCUGUCUUGGCAGUGAGGGUGAUUCUGUGUCACCAGACUCUCAUUGCUGGGCAACACAGAGGUCAGGGAGGAGGGCCAGCCCCGCGGCUUCCAGCCUAACCCUCCUGGACCCGGAACCCCGGCCGCUUCCACUGUGCAGGGAUCCUGGAGUGCUUGUGCAGGAGGCUCAGCUGUUCUGGGUGGUAUUUGAUAAAAGGACCUGGUACUGAGGGCCCGGCAUCACAGACAUUUCUGUUAGGAGACAGCCACGUUGGCGACUUCCCAGGGAAGUCGAGCUGUAUGGAGGAGCUCGGUGCAGAGGAGCGCAUUUUGUACCGAGUUUCCCACUCCUGGUAUCGCGGUCAACAUUUAAAAAUUUUUUUUUGCCUGAAGAGCAUCCUGUAUUUAUGAAAACAUUCUCAAUACACCACAGAAAAUAUCCCUUUACUAUCAGAUUGCUCUGAUUUAGCCUUAAUUUUGUUAAAUUUUUUAGAGAUGAAUGAAAUGCUGCUGUGGAGAGAAAUGUACUCUGUACUAUUUCUUGUGUCAUUAAAAUGAGAUUUUUAUGGUU